AGUUGAGCUCUCGCCGAUAUCUACUUCCUUAGUAACUAUCCAAAUAAUAACAUUUCUGUUUAUUUCAUCGGUAUUUUGUGCCUUGCCAUAAAUGGAGUCCUUUAAACAGGCUUGAGAGAUUUAAAUAAUAAAUAAUUACCUUAUUAUUUAAGCUUAAAGAUAACAAGCUAAUAACCAAAUUAUUCUGAAAAUGAUGGUAUCACGCCAUAUUCCGCGAACCAGAGAAUAUAGGGGAAUUCAACCCAGUUCGGUGGCAAUUGUGAGUGUAAAGUGUAAUUGUAAUGAUUUAGAUUGAGUGUCAAGUCUGAGUAGGAAGUCUCAGUCUAGGCAAAUAAGUUUAAGACUUAGCCAAAUUAAUAAAAAAAUUAUUAAAUCAAAAUAAUAAUAGAAAAAGUGACUUGAACUUGAAGAAAUUAAUUACUUACUUAACUUACACUUACAUAUAAUAUACUUAUGGCUUAUACUUACAUUUACAUUACUACAUAAUUAAACUUUUAGUUAAACUUAAAUAAUUAAUAAUUAUAAUUAUCGAUGCGAUAGCAUCCUUCUGAAGUUGGGUUUUGCAGUUGAGCAGUACGCUCUAGAGACCCACAUCAACUUAAAUAAUUAAUAAUUAUAAUUUUCUAAUGAUCAGGGCUUUCAUUUCAUAAUGAAAAAUUUUGUAUUACUCCUACUUCAGAUUUAAAUUAUAAAUUUUAUAAUUAAUUGUUGAGUUACACUGGAAACCUUAAUAUUUAAAUACUACAUUUAGCCUGCCUACAAUGCUGAUAUAAUGCUUCAUUUUUUAAACAAUAGAUUGCCCUGGCCCAAGCCCUAUGACAAUACCUGUACAAUUUACAGUACUAUUUAUUUUCUUUCUCAUUGAAACAUUGCCUUUGUAUGACAAUAAGUUUUAGUGAUUAGUCUGAUUAGAGUUAAUUCAUGCUUGCAGUGGGACUAAAUCAAGCAAUAAACUAAAAAUUAUAUAUGGCUAAAGUUAAGGAUGAAUGCCACAGCGUCUUUUGCGUGUUUACUGAAUUAGGGUUCAGGUUAGGUUUAGGGAUACAUUUAAUUAGAUUUAGUGACAGAAUUAACUGGUCUUGUUAACCAAGAUGGCGGACAUUGAAAAAAAAAACAUGGAAUUUCUUCUUUAAAUUUACCUUAUGCCUUAUAUAUAAUUGUCUCUCAGAGUAAUUCACUACACUCUCACUAGUUUUUGUUAAAUUAAUGGCUAUCCACUAAUUCAAACUAAUUAAUCAAAGUUAACUAUUAGUUAUAGUUGCAAUCUUGAAGUUAAACCUUUUUUAUUUUCUGGUAUAUUUUAGUUUUUUUUAACAAAGUGUCUACAUGUCCGGCGCGCCGGACAAAUAGUGCGCGAGAUAUACGUCCGGCGACAUGUCACGUGACCGCCGGACGACUAGUAGUCGUUAUUAUUCCCAACGAAGAGACAAUUGGCAGAUCUUGUGUGGUCUUGUGGUAGAAUGAUUGCUUGACAUUAUUAUAUUUGAGGAUCAAUUCCUGGUAUGGGAUUGUUUUUUUUCCCCCAUUUUAAUUAAAAAUAUUUUAUAUUAUAUUUCUAUUAUCAUGUUCAUCAGCAACAGUAGUUUCAUGAGAGUUUUUAAAUAUUUUGUUGCAAUUUAAACAAUUUAAGAUGAAAUCUUUUACUUUUAUUGGUUGCCUACUCCACACUGGCCCCUAAUUUAUUUUAUGGAUUACUGGUACACAAACUCAAAUAACAAACUAAACAAAAAUGUUUACAAGCCACUUAGCUUAAUUUUUUUCUAUUAUUUGCAUUCAAGAUACUCAGUACAUUAAUUGUAGAGAAAUAGAUUUUAAAAUUAACAAUAGUUUUGAAUCAUUCGCGUUCACGCCACAAGGCUCACGGACAAGAUAUCUCUCGCCACUUUGUUACGGCGGUCAUGUGACUUGGUCACCGGACAAAUAGUGCGGGAGAUAUACGUCCGGUUGCCGGACGUGUAGACACUGCCUUUUUUUAAAUUCAAUAAAUCUUAAUUGUUUUAAAACUUCUUUUAUUUAUACUGUAUAUUCUUGUGAAGAUGGUGUCUUUUUUUGCCCAAAGCCACAAAUACACAAACUGUAUUUGUACUACUCACAAAAUAUAGCUCCAUUCAUAUCUUUGGUUGUUUAUGGAAGUACCUGGUAUUUGUUAUUUUUAUGUAGAGCUCUUCAGUCUUUUAGAGAUUCUCCACAGAUGUCAAUAUCCGAAUGACUAGUACUAGUAAUCAAUCCUGAUUAAUUUGUUUACAUUCUUUAAUUGAGUUUACUUCAAGGAGUAAAAAUAUUUUUAGUAACAGACUCCCUUUUAUAUCUGAUGAAUAUUUAAAGAUAUCUGAUUGCAAUUAAACCUUUUUAUCAGGUAGCUCUGCAAGAUAUUUGAUAUUUCUAUUUCAAGGAAGAGCUAAUGGAUUACUCAUAAAAAUUAUUACAUUCAAAUUACUAGUCAAUUCCCCUAGAAAUCCAACAACUAUACGUAGCCUGGUAGGCCACGCAGCACCUAAUGCGGUGUGUAAUUUGACCUCGAGGUUAGGCGGUAUCAUAACAGCUUGAGGGGAAUAGGUCUCUUACUAAUCGCAAAGAAUACUUAAAUAUGGGAAACAACUAUGUGUGCUUUUGGUUCAAGUUCAAUUAUUUAUUUCUCGGGGACCCUAGUGUAUUAAGUUAUAAAUUAUAUCUAGUCGGAAAGGGGAGUUUAUUUCCUAUAACUUGGUAUAUUUAAAAGUCUACAACUUUAUUGGGUAUUGUAGUAUUCAGCAAUUACUGGAGCUUUCACCUUCAUCCAUAGUGGUCCCCACCCUUUAUAUUUAAAAUAUCUCAAAAACUAUUUAACCCACAGACAUAUAAUAUGGUAUCUUAGAUAGCCGAAACUAAGCUGAAAAGGACACAUUUAAGUCUUUAGGGGGUUUGGUCCGGAAUUUUACUUUUAUUUGGGUUGGAGUCGCUAGGGGAUUGUUAAUUUACCACAGGCUUUGUGCCAGACCGCGAGUUAGGGACUGUCUUAGUUGUCGCGGGACAUAGAUGCUCUCUGAUAUGUCCGCGUGCCUCAAAUAAGUUUUCUAUUCGAAGCUUUAAUGCAUCACUAAAGUACGCCUUGUUUUCUGCGGCCCAUAAGGACGCUCUAUAUUGUCCUUUUCCUUUAGCUUUUUUCAUAGCACUUUUCAUUUAGCUGUUUUCUUAGCACUUUCCUUUAGAGUUUAAUAAAGCUAUAGUCCUCGAGACCUGAAUUCCUUCAUUGUUUAUUAGUAGUAAAACUGGCAGCCCUCGUUCACUACCAACCAUUACCCCACACUACUACAGUUUUUGGCACUGUGAGCAGGGUUUUAAAAGUGUGUCACACACACGUACACCACCCUCCAGUAACCAUCACCAAACACCCACCCUGCUAGAGUUUUUGGCGCCACGAGCAGGAUUGUUAAAAAUGUGUCACACACACCUACACCACUCUCCAGCCGCCAUACCUCAUUGACUCAUAUGGCUACAUAUAAAAAAAAACACCACUCAAGUCAAGUUAAAUAAAAGGGGGUAAAAAGACAAAAAUUACUAAAUAAAUGUCAUACAACCCUUACAUUAUUGUCUUACAUUAUUGUGCAAUCUACCUACAGUAUCUUUUAAGGUCUGACAAGGAGAUAACUUACAAUUGUUAAAAUAUUAUCAGUGGUAAAAACCAUUUUAGUUUUAUAUCCAUUUUCAGGAAAUUGAAAAUAUUAAAAAUAAUCUCCUAAUAGAUCAUUGGCUGAAUUAUAAUAUUAUUGGAAUUCUUUUUGUAUACUGAAGUUCCAUAUUUUUAAAUGUCAUACAAAUUAUUUUAGAGAACCAUAAAGGGACCUGCUGUCUUUAAACAUUCAGAAAUAUUUGACUAACAUAUUAAGAUAAUGGUUGCACUGGCUAUUAUCAUGGGUAUACAAUGCCCAUGCCAUGGGAAAUUGGCAUACAAAUCUCAGAAAAACAGCUCUGACCCGUGUCAGAAAAUCCAUGUGAAAUCUAGAUAGGUAUUUUACAUGUUGUGACCAUCUUUGCAUAAUUGUGCAAAAUUUUCAAUUAAUAUAUCGCAGUAAAUAUGCCUGGAAAGACCAAAUGUCCUCAGAUUUUUUUCUUUUCUAAUCAUCGGUCAUGUUUGUUUGGAAACAACCUCUUUUCUCAGCAAAAAAAAAAUCCUCACCUUUUUUUAUAUUAAUCAGCUGACCCCAAUACACAGUGUGGUAUGUACCACAAAUUUAAUAACGUGUAUAACUAUAAGGUAAUAAUAUAUUUAUUUUAUGCAAUAACUUAAUAAAACCUUUUCAAAGAGUGUUUGGUUAUAUGAAACACCCCCAGUCCCAAAUAUUAUUUGCAAAAUUGACACUCUACUCUAACUGGUAAUCUGGCUAAUUUGGUAAAGUUAUCAGAAUGAGCCCUUUUUUAAAGAUGAAUUGGAUAAUCUGGCCUAAGAAAAUCUUUCUAGAUAUAUGUUGUAAAUCUAGUUGAUUUAAUAUAAUCUUGAUUGCUUUUCUGAAAUUUUAUCAUUUUUACAAAAUUAGUUAUGUGUUCUAGACUAAAAGUAUCAUCAUUGUUUAGAGGUAAUUUGACCAGCUGAUUCUGAAGAUGGCACUAGUUUUCUCUUAACAGCUCUAGUUAGGGAGAUAUUGAACACAUGCCAUUUUUAAGCAUAAAGCAUUAUAUUAAUUAUUUAUUGAAAAUAUUCUGAUUUUAUACCAAAAGACUAAUGGAGACUAUAUUUUGAUUCUAAACAAAUAAAGCCUUUCAUUAGACUUCAUUAGGUAGGAUCUUUUUGGACAAUCUUGAAUUAGGUUCCAACAAAAGUCUUGAUCAUACACGCAUUUUAUUUUAUCUGCUUUGAUAUCUGGCUGCCGUUCCAUGUAUAUGUCAUGGUGAAAUCGUUCACUUCACUCUUCGCUAAGGGUUCUCAGGACACCAAUCUAAUUUAUUGCAAUUGAGUUUUUUUCACAAGAAUAAGUUAAGACUGGGAAGAGGAUUCAAUUUCAUUCAUUGGUUUUAUGAACGUUGAGUUCUUUAUGCGUUUUCUAAUCUGUGGACCUCCAAAACUCCAGUUUUCAGUUUCUCUGUUAUUAGUUCAUAUUUGAUGUGCAUCAAAUGCUUGAUUCAAAGCAUGUACAAUCUGUUUUAUAAAACAGGUUUUGUUUUAUAUACAUUUUCAGUAGAACGACUACAUCUUGUGUUACUAAAGCUUCAAUGAUAACAUUUUUCUCCGACCACCAUAUUUCUCUGAAGACCAAUCUUUUCUUGCCAGAUUUUCAUGUUUGACUCUACUAUCCCAAAAGACAUGAAAUGAAGGAUACUCGUGGAGCUAGUUUGUAAACUAGGUGAAAGAAAAUCAUUUUCAGCCUCCACAAAUAACACCAAAGAUCAUUGUUUUAAAAUAGUAAUUUAUCUUUUCAAAGACUAAAGAAAUGUAUUCUGUUUUCAUCCAGUGGAUUGAUAGAUUGGAAAAAGAACCCUAUUUAUUGCCAAUUAUUAAAAAAUACAUUCCAAACAUUUUGACAGUCGAUUAAAAGCUGCCAUACACAUGAUUUAUAUUAUAAAAGACAAAAUUUUAUUCAUAAGAUUUCAGAUGUCAAUAAACAUAAUAAGAUCUUGUCCUCAUUAAAAAAAAAGGCAGCAUAUCCUUCUAUCCCCUUAGAUGAAAGGUAAUGUUUGUUCCAAACUGCGGUAAUUGCUUUUCUCCAAAUCUGGAGGCAAACAUUUGCCAACUUGGGCAAUCACUCAGUAAAAGUUUUGUAUACAAUAUGCGGAGCACAUCGCAUCUCUUAUCUCUAUCUCUAAUCUUGGCACCAAAAGACCCAAUAAUGUUCUUUUUUUCCAGCUCAGUACAGAUUUUCUACAUGUUGAAAAUAAAAUUUUUAUGCAACUGUUUUAAUAAAUCAGGAUGGGAAGAUUUAGUUAUGAAAAUUUAUGUAAUCUCAUGAGAUCACAAUUUGACAUGUAAAUAUUUGCACAUAAUUAGUAAAUAAAGCAGAACAAAGUUGAUUUUGUCCCUUGAACUUAUCAAUUUAAUAGCAACGUUUAUUAUUAAAAGGAAGUAGACAAAUGUUGGCAUUUUAAAUACAUUUAUUUUCCAUUUAAAUAAUACUUUGUAAGAUAUCCCGGUUGUGCAAAAUCGACCUUGUAUGGCUUAUAUAGAGAAAACUAAAUAAAACCAACUAUAUCUUAAAAUCUAGAGUUGUUACGAUAAAUCGGUUGUGUUUUUGGAGUCAGCACUCCUAAUAACACUAGGAACAAACCUAAAAUUGAAGGCACCAAGAAAAAAGGUGUUUUUUUUGUUGGCCUAUGUGAUUUUCUUCGGGACGGGAUGUGGUGCAGAAAAUGUUUUGAAACUGACAGGGGGUGCAGUGCUGCCAAAAACUGCAUUAAAGCUCUACUUGCAUUAAAUGUCACAUGUUUUUGUUUUUUUUUAUUAUUUUUUUUUUUUAUCACAGGCUUAGAUUGUUAAAAUAUUACUUUGAUAGCUCACAUUUUUGGUGAUUGCAUUUAAUCUCUUUGCAAUGAAUUUAAAUAGAUAUGUUGUGCUUUGAAAGAAUCAAAAUUUUGUGCAAAAGGGGGGGGGGGUAGUUAGGGGAUUUGGAGAUGCAUAAAAAAACAAAUUUAAAGAAAAUGUGUGCUUUAUGACAACUUCUCCACACUUGUACAAUACAAUUAUAUUUACCAGGUCUAUUAAUUGGUUACAAACUGAUUUUCUUAUCAGUGCAACCCAAAAUUGAUAUUAACAUACUUGGUAUUUAUAAUUUAAAUUUGUUAAGUAAAUAAUGGUUUUAAAAAAUAAUUUACAAUCUGUGGAGUAAAUAAAAUUUACUUAUAAUAUAAUGGUUACAUUUUUCCAGAAAGCAAAAAUGCCCUCAAAGAGGGCUCCAGAUUAUCAACUCAUUAAAAACAGAGAAAUAGAAGCACGAUUAAAUGACAUAGAGCAUCAGGUGAAAGAACAAAAAUCACGAGAUCUCCGAACAGAUUUUGAAGCUAGUGCAGAAAAGCGAUUGUUGAAUGCAAAUAUUAAAAAUCGUGUAAAAACUCUUUGCCAAGCAGCUGAAUUCAACUUAGAAUGCAGAAGAGAGAAGUAAGUGUUCUUUUAAUCAUUUUCAUUGUAAUUUAAUAAGCCAUAGAAUUUAGAAGGUCAGUAACUAUAGAUAUUAUCAUUGUCAAGUUUUAAAGUGCUCUUAAAAAAACAUUUUUUAACUAAGUUUUGUUUUCUAUUCAAUUCAAAGAAUUGCCUAUAUUAAAAAAAAAUGGAAAAUUUUUAAUUUCUGAAAUAGGGGUAAUUGAAAUAUGUAUCAUUAAACUUUGAUCCUGGUUUCUAUUAAUUUAUAAAAGUUGGUAUUCAUGCAAAUGCAAAUGCAAAAAAAAAAAAAAAAUGUAGUCUAGUAAUAUUUUGGGCUUUGGAAUAGAAAUAUUGGAAUUACUUUUUUCUUUUAAAAAAAUCACAACUAAACUCAAGGUUUUUGUUAUAAUUGUUAAUUUAUCAAAAUAUUAGUCCUAUAUUUUAUGGCUAUUCAUUAUUAAAGUGUAUGAGAAAGAUUCAACACUUUUUACAUUUUUACAAUAUUGACAAAAAAAAUUUUGUUAUCAACUUAUUUAACAGAUUACGAAACUUAUUUGAAAGUGAAGAAGCUUGUUAUCUAAAAGAGAUAGACGAAAAACAGGAAACUGUCCUUGAAAGGCAGGCUAAGAUGAGGGUGAGAGCAAAGUUUCUAAAAGACAAGCGUGAGGCAGAACGAUUGGCAUAUGUCCAGGAGAAAUAUGAUCAACAAUUCAAGUAAGUGAUUAGUUUUUGAGUGGAAUAAUUUAUUCAUUGCAUGUUCUUAAACAUUGGAAAAUAGCCUGUUCCUCUCUUAACACAUCGUCUACUCUGCCAUAGAGUAUAGAGUAUUGUUUCCGGUACUAUAAAAAGUGUUUCCUUUCUUUGAUAAUCUUAUGACCACACAUUUUCACUAGUCACUGUGGGCACAUUUUAAUUAAAAAAUGGCAAUGACAGUCUCUCAACAUUCCCAGUAUCAUAUCCCUAGCCAUUUUUAAUCUUUCUGAUGCUACCUAGUCAAAUCCUGAUGCCUCAUUAUAUUAGAAUAUGUGGGUUUAAGAUCACCAUAUUUUUAUACUGUUAAUCAAAUUAUAUUUACCAUAUAAAUAUUUACAUUAAAAUUUUAUGACAGCUCAAUAAAAAUCCAAUAAUUAAAUUCAAAAACUUUUAGAGCACAGUGUGAAGAAUUAAGGUCUACCUUGUCAAAGAGACAUCAAGAUCAAGUUUGCCUUGAUAGACUAGAACAGCUGCGGUUGAAGGAUGAGACAGCUAAAGAGGAGAAGGCUUUAGAGGAUAUGUAUGCCAAGUUAUGGGAACAAGACAUGCUGGAGAAAGCUGCGCGAGAAGAGAGAGAAGCCAAGGAUCUACAUGAGAGGAAUCGAGGUGUUGUUGAUGUUCUGAAAAGACAGAUGGCAGCACUAGAAGCUCAGAAAGAAGAAUCAAGACGUCUGAAAGAUGAAGAGGCUCAGCUCUUGGUAAAUUUUCAGUUCAUUCUUAAUAUCUAAAACUGUUAGAUAAUCUACUUGUGUAUUUAUCUAUCAUUAAUUUCUGAAGGUUCAUGUACUAAUUGUGUCAUGGAAAUAAACUUAAUUUACUAUUAAAAAAAUUAACUAAUAUAAUUGCAUUUAGCCCCAAGAAAAAAAAAUACCAAUAAUUAUAGCAUGCCAAUCAUGGAAGAUAUCAGGUUUCCUUAAGAUUUAAAACAUACUUAUUCAUUUACUAAUUACUUCUUUACUUAAGUGGCUCUUGGUGGUGCAAAGCACAUUCACAAAACUUUCCAUUAAUCUCUGUUUUGAGCAAAUUAUUUCCAGCUCAUUCCACUUCUUGUCACUUCUUUCACUCUCAAGGUCCAUUCUCCAUGCAUUGUCUUGUUUUCCUCUCAUUCUAGUACACAGUGGAUUCCAUAACAGAGACUUUCAAUUAAUAUUUUAAUAUUAAUUUCAUAAGUGUGUGGCCAUUCCACCUCUAUUUCCUUCUCCUCAUCUUUUUUCCAUAUGAUAUGAUUUUUUUUUACCUUUUAAACCAUUUUAUUUUCAGGGUCUUUCACAAACACCUUUUGACUAACCCAUGUUAUUUCUUGGUAUUGGGUUUUGUUCUUUUCAAUGCUUUAAACCCAUAGAGAAGAACAGACUUAAAAUUUGAAAUGAUUUUUGUCAGGUUUUAAAAAAACAUGAUUUCAAUGCAUUUCCAUAUAUUGUGCCACUAAUUGAUUGGAUUUGUAAACAUCCUCUGCCAAGUAAUUUUACAAAAAUAAUAAUUACUUGAACGCUAUUCAAACAGAAGGAACAAAAGGCAUUGUGGAAGAUGGAGGAUGAAGUUGCUCAUCAGGAAAAGCUUCGCAAACAAAAAGAAACCAGGGAUAUGUUGGACCAUUCAAUGGCCUUCAAGGCAAGAAAAAAAGCCAAAGAUGCUCAAGAAGAAUUGGCUUUUGACUUGAAAAUGCUUGAACAGUUGUUAGAAGAGUCUCGUAAUGAAGCUUAUGAGACAAUACAACGAAAGGUGAAUAUUAUUUAGAUGAUUCAGAUAUCAUCAAUUCAAUUAUUUGUCUGGAUAAAGUAUUUAACAUUUUCAUUUUAUAACAAUAUGAAAAUAAAACAUCAUGGUGGAUGAAAUAAAAGAUGUUGAUCACUUUCUAGAAUUUUAUUACUAUUUAAUUUUUAGUAUCCAAUACUUUAUAAAGAUAAUAUCCACUUUCAUUUUUUUAAACAUCAAAAGUAUAUUUUAUUCUUAUUAUUGACAUAAUUACAAUUAAAUACCACUUUUUAAAUGCUGAUUAAUAUAAUAAUAUUUAAUACAAGCACAUUUUCUUAAAAUGAUUGUAUGGUUUUAAUUAUUUUUUCAAACUUUUUAGAAAGAGCUCAGGGAAGAAGAUCGUCGCUUCAGGGAAUAUCUGAGACAGUUGAUGGAGGAAGAGAAGGCACGAGAAAAGGAGCUGGAGAAGAUGAUUCAGCUUGAAGUUGAGGCAGCAUGGGAAAAAAGAAUCGACCAAUGGCGUAAGGAAAGACAGGCCAGAAAAUUGCUUCUUGAUGAUGUUGUUGCAGGAAGAGCCAAACAAAUCCAGGAAAGAUGUAAGUGAAAAAGCCAUUUGGUUUUCAGAAUAAUUUCACUAUGAAAGAGAUGUAAUUUUGUUUUUUUAAAUUUAACAACUGAAUGCAAAUUUUAAUUGUCAUAAACCACAAUAAAUAUCAAGAACUUAAGGCUUAACAGCAAUAAAAUACUUUCUAUUUACUUAAACAAAUGAGGAGAAAAAAUAUAAUUAUAGAUUAAUUAAAAUCUUAUGUUAAUAUAAAUCUUGGAGUGUAAGAUAUCUAAAUCAAAAGCUGUCUAUUAAUAUUAAAAUAUUGGCUGUGAAUUUUUAAAUAUUUAUAUUUGGGAAACUUACACAGUGCAAGAAAAUGAGCGUCGGCAGCUUGAAGCUGCUCGUGAGAGAGAAGAACUCCAGCGCAACAUUGCAGAAAAUCAGAGAUAUGAAGCUGAACAGGCUGCGAAACGCUGGCAGAGCAAUGUGAAUUACCAGAGUGAUCUUGUUAAUCAGAUGGCAUACAAUAGCAGAAAUCGUGAAGAUGAGCGGGCCCGUGAAUUGGAUGAGUUCUUGAAAGCCCAGCAGGCAGAGAGAGAGUUUCAGACAAGAAUAAAGCAAGUUCUUGACAACCCAUCAGUAGAAAAACUUCAUCCCAUGAGGAGAGCAAUGUUGAACAAUGUUUUAUGUCAAUAACAUUUUUCAAAGGGUUAUUAUUCACACUAAUACUUAAUAUUUCAAUAAUGAAUUUUUCUGCUAAACUAUAACUGCAGUGCAAAAAUUAUUAAAAGGCACAAUGUUUAUUUAAAUCUCAAGACUUAAGUAUUUCAUUAAAAUUUCAAAUAAGAAUUCCCAAUUAAAUAUAUUUAAGUCACUAUUUCUAUACAUAGCAGUUUGUGAUAUCAUCUUGUGUAUUUAACAACUGGCACCAUAUUUUAACUAAACUUAUUGGUUUAAUUUUUUACUUUUCAUAUUAAAUUUGCUCUCAGGAUUGUAAUGAGAUCCAUCACAUGUAAAGAAAUUCAACUUUUUCUAAUUGGAUUCAAAUUUUUAAGCAUAUUUAGUUAAUUACUAAUUAUUUUAAUUGCAAGAUUUUGUCUGCUUUCUUUAUCAAAGUGACAAUGCUUAUUAUGUUUUCUAAUAAUAUUUAAUGUCAUGAUGAGCUAUUGGCAUCUCCACAUCUGUGAUAAUGUGUAUAUAGGUGUAACGAACACAAAAUGUGAGAUGACGGGAAAGUUACUUUCCUAGAUAAUAUUCUUCUGAAAUUUCAACUAUCAAAUAUAAUGUGAUGUUCAGCAGAUGGUAAUUUAUAAUCUUCAGUGAUUUUCUCUUUCACAAAAUGUUAGCAAUGUCUUUACAUAAAUAAAAGCUGGUUCACACAAACAAAGUUUUUAUUUAUAAUUUAGCCUACUUGUUGUAAUGAGUAUUAUAUUUUGUUUACUAAAAAUCAAAGCCAGUAAAGUUAAACUUUAUUUGAUUUUGUUUUUUGUAAUUGUCCAUAAUAAAUUGUAAAUAUGCAUAACCCCUGAAAUUAAGCAUCUGCCCUUAUAAUUAGAAGCUACUAUUUAUGUAGUAACGGAAGUGCAUAAAUAAAUACUAAAACAAAUGUUAAAUAUCAGAGAAAAAUAUUUUACUCUUAGCAAGAUUCAUAACCAAAAUCAAGUGGAGUUUGUCAUGGAAGCCAUGAUGUCUUAGCUGACUGCAACUGAAUAUAAAUCAGUAAUAGUGCUUACCUAGCAAAAAUUUACCUCAUAAAGUAACAAUUUCUUAUUGUUCUUACUUAUAAUUCAAAGUAUCAUCCUAAACUCUUUCCUGCUCAUCUGUGUUUUUUUUUCCUUCAACUACUGGAGCAUGAAAAUGACUUCAAAUUUGUGCUAAUGUUCACUAUCAGUAGUGAAUUCUAGGUAAAAUCCUUCUGAAAAAUACUACCUGUACCCUGUAAGCCAUUAUAAUCAUGUCAUGUCUCAAGAACUAUCAGCCAACAAUUUUUUUCCAAUUAAGGGAAAUAAAGUCCACUUGGUGUAUUUAUUUUUGUUCUUUGAAGUUGUUCCAGAUAAAAAGUUGCCAUAUUUAAUAAAUAUCUCAGUUGAGGAGAAUCAACAGUGAAAAAAAUUGUAAGCACAUUUUAUCAUUUUUAAGUUAAGACUAUUUAAUAGUUUUUUAAAAUAAUUUUCAAAAUUUCUUGUUUCACCAGGAUGCUCAUACACCUUUUUAAUAUGAAGUUUGCUGAUGUUAGCCUAUAGUGUAUUCAAUUAAAAUAAACAUCACACAAAAUAAGUUAUUUCA
Messenger RNA from Lymnaea stagnalis (great pond snail), 12326 nucleotides. NCBI's taxonomy places the organism in Eukaryota, Metazoa, Mollusca, Gastropoda, Lymnaeidae. The record is from the annotation of a GenBank genome assembly.